AUGCCUUCCCGGGUGGAGGACUAUGAUGUGCUGUACACAAUUGGCUGCGGGUCGUAUGGAAAGUGCCAGAAAAUCCGCAGGAAGGCGGACGGGAAGAUAUUGGUAUGGAAAGAGCUUGACUAUGGCACAAUGAGCGAGUCCGAGAAACAGAUGCUGGUCUCGGAAGUGAACUUGUUACGGGAAUUAAAACAUCCAAAUAUUGUCCGUUACUAUGACCGGAUAAUUGAUCGGACGAAUACAACUCUUUACAUUGUGAUGGAGUAUUGUGAAGGAGGGGACCUAGCCAGUCUUAUUGCCAAAUGCACUAAGGAGAGGCAGUACCUAGAAGAAGACUUCAUAUUGUGUGCUUUUGUUCAGCUUGCCUUGGCCCUAAAAGACUGCCACAAAAGGAGUGAUGGGGGACACACUGUUCUCCAUAGAGACCUGAAACCAGCCAACAUAUUUCUAGAUGCCAAGAGGAAUGUGAAACUUGGAGACUUUGGGUUGGCUCGAAUAUUGCAUCAUGAUACAAGUUUUGCUAAGACGUUUGUUGGUACUCCUUACUACAUGUCGCCUGAGCAGAUGAAUAGAAUGUCUUACAAUGAGAAGUCUGAUAUAUGGUCAUUGGGCUGUCUUCUCUAUGAACUGUGUGCUCUUUCGCCACCGUUUACAGCUUAUAAUCAAAAAGAAUUGUCAGAAAAGAUCAAAAUAGGGAAAUUUCGACGGAUCCCGUAUCGCUAUUCAGAAGAACUAAACCAAAUCAUUACACAGAUGUUAAAUCUAAAGGACUAUUUAAGACCUUCUAUUGAAGAGAUUCUGCAGACCCCUCUGUUGUCGCACACUGUGGCAGAAGAACAAAAUAGAGUAUCAGAAAGGAGAGUCAAGAAAUCUACAGAACAGGAGCAGGCGCACCAUCUAGACCCCACAUUGUCUGAGCUCAGAUUAAAGGAACAGCAAUUGCUGGCACGGGAAAAGGCUUUGAAGGAGAGAGAGGACCGGCUUGAGCAACGCGAAAGGGAGUUGUGUGUGCGGGAGAGGCUAGCAGAAGAUAAACUCUCAAGAAAUGUGUAUAUUUUAUCCUCCUUUUGUAUUUAA
Molecule: messenger RNA, 1074 nt
Organism: Staurois parvus
Lineage: Eukaryota; Metazoa; Chordata; Amphibia; Anura; Ranidae
Source: the annotation of a GenBank genome assembly